Molecule: messenger RNA, 630 nt
Organism: Besnoitia besnoiti
Lineage: Eukaryota; Apicomplexa; Conoidasida; Eucoccidiorida; Sarcocystidae
Exons: 8
Coding region: 1-630 (209 amino acids)
Source: RefSeq, a predicted model, not a curated record
AUGCCGUGUUUUCGGGGGCCUCCUUCUCCUACCAAAUGCCCUCCUACGUCGUGGCCAAAGAUGUUGCAAGAUUUCCUUGUAUCAAAGGGUCUGACAGGGAUAAAUCUCGAUACAACGAGCUUUGUCGCGGCGUGUUCCGAGCUAACUCAUGACCCUGAAAAUGUCGAGGCAUCGCUGUCCGAUGCUGAUAAGAAGAAGAGGAUAGCUCAAAUUGAUGACGAACACCGAAACCGCCGAUAUCUGCUGCGUUUAUUUGAGUCGUUAUUCAAAGAAGACGGUCCACAUGUGUACGUCUCCGAUGUCGUAAUGGAGGAAGUCAGCACAAUUUUCCGCUCUUUCGCCGGGCCGCGCGAACGUGAUCGUGCAACGAUUCUUUUCAGCAGAGUGAAAAAUUCAAAGGAAUCUUUGCGUGAAUACGAUGUCUGCGAUGUGUCGCAUCACCUGCUAGGACAGCGAUCGAAGCACAUGAAACCAAGACAUCAACGGAUUUUCAUGGAUGGUAUUCAACGCAGGCUCCUCACGCUAACAGCGGAUAAAGCCUUUGUAUCCGCCUGUCGUCACCGAGGUUUUGACCUCGUUGUAGAAGGAUGGGUUUUGGAGCACAGCCCCCGAUCUCUGACGGGACUCUAG